AUGGCAGCAAGAUCAAGAGUGACAAGAUCCGGCCGAUUGAACCCUGAUUCUGAAACUGGGCAAGUUAUUGAUGUUCCUUUUAAUGGAGAUGUGGUGAACCCAUCUGUUCAAACACCCGUGAAUCCUCCACAAAUGAUUCCUACUAGGAACCCUGAAAAGGAGAAAGAAUCCCAUGAACUACCAAUGUGUGAUAUUGCUACGAUGAUGUCUUUACUCCGUCCCGUUGCGUUUCGUCCCUGGAUCAUAAUUAUAGGUUUACUCGUCCAUUGCAGUUGCUCUAAGAGAGGAAGGAAAGGUGGUGAUAGAAAGAAAGCAGUAACAAAAUCAGUCAAAGCUGGUUUACAAUUCCCAGUUGGUAGAAUCACUCGUUUCUUAAAGAAAGGUCGUUAUGCUCAACGUGUUGGUUCUGGUGCUCCAGUUUAUCUCGCCGCUGUUCUUGAAUAUCUAGCCGCUGAGGUUUUGGAGUUGGCUGGAAAUGCUUCCAGGGAUAACAAGAAAUCAAGGAUUAUACCAAGGCAUUUACUGUUGGCAGUAAGGAACGAUGAAGAACUAGGAAAGUUGCUUGCUGGUGUUACUAUUGCUAGUGGUGGAGUUCUUCCAAAUAUCAACUCUGUUUUGUUGCCAAAGAAGGGUCUUGAGAAAGAAACCACACCCAAGUCUCCUGGAAAAUCUCCCGCUGGAAAGUCUCCAAAGAAAGCUUAGAUCUAGUUUCUGUUUACUCUGGGUACAGUCUAGCUAUUAUGUAACUAAAUGUGCAAUGAAAUGAAAUCUAGAAACUCUGGGAUGGGACUAUUUUGGUGGUUCAAAUUAUCUGUUUUUUUGGGGGUUAGUUUUUACAGAUUUAAAUCUGAUUCGGGUUUCAAUGUUCAUAGGCUUCUUCGGAAUAAAGUGAUCUACUUUCUUGACAUAUUGACUGUUAAAUCCUUUAUAAGCUGCUAGCAGUCUAUCAAA
This is a messenger RNA of Papaver somniferum (opium poppy), 951 nucleotides long. RefSeq names its product histone H2A.1-like. Lineage: Eukaryota; Viridiplantae; Streptophyta; Magnoliopsida; Ranunculales; Papaveraceae. Gene Ontology annotation, cellular component: nucleosome. Bases 1 to 702 code for a protein of 233 amino acids. Gene Ontology annotation, molecular function: protein heterodimerization activity; DNA binding; structural constituent of chromatin. The transcript has 4 exons. The record is from RefSeq and is a predicted model, not a curated record.